AUGCAUCCUUCUAUUCAAUGUCAAGUGGAUACUACUUCCAUUACAAAAAAUUAUACUUCAGAUAACAUCAAAUAUCCAGAUGAUAUUGCUCAAUUGGACGAUGAACUCGAUGAACAAGACUCUUUAUUUCCUGACAUCACUAUUCUAUUCAACAAUACAUCGUAUCCGCUAUUUUCUACUACUGCUGCUCUCGUUCCAGAUGACUACAUUCCAUUCUCUUUUGAUUUGGACGAAGAAGAUCUUCCUUCAAACGUUUUGCUGAAUUCUCCUCUCUAUUACCUUGUUAGAGAACUCAAACAUGUAUUAAACAUUAAAUCUGAACUAUACGAUGUGUCCAUUCAGAUUCCUCAAUUGGAUUUAUAUGCUAUGCAUCAGGAUCUUCCUAUUCUCAAUCGAUUGACUCUUCCUACUCUUAUUGAAUUCCAUCAAGCUCGUCAUUUUCAAUCUGUAGGCUCUGACACUGCAUCUGCUCUUCCAUCACUCGAAAUCAUCCUGAUUCAGCAUCCAACAUCACUUAAACACCAGCUAAGUUUGCUUGAACAAAUCUGUACUGAAGGUGGAUUGGACUCGAACCCAAUUGUGCUAGACUCGGACGACGACAAUCUCGGUGAUGAGUAUGAAAAUAAUACACUUGCUUUAUCCACUCCCAUUCAACCGGUUUCUAAAGACUCGCAUUUUCAAAAAAAUGCUGCCGAAAUCGACAUCAAAGAUGAUCUGCUGAUUCUUGGUGACCACUCAUUACAUUCUGAUGGAAAUCUUGAACACACUGCUUCAUCUGUAUUUACUAUAUCAACUCCUGGUCGCAAUCAUACCAAUACUGUUGUUGAUCAAACUACUGAAGAUGAAAACGACAAUAAUGACUGUAUUGAACAAGACAAUCCAAAGACUCAAAUAGAACAAACUUUGAGUUUGAACGAUAAUCAUAGUGCAUGUCUUGUCACUCAAAUCUCAGAUCCUACAGUCGAGGCUUUUAUUUCUACUCCUCAUCAGCCCUUGUCUGCAGAUUCAUCCAAUCCCAUUUCUACUACUGAGUGUGAUACAACUCAAGUCUUGCCUACAGACUCUGAUCUUGUAAUACAACCAGUAGGUAUAGACGAUCAUGCAAGUGAAGAUGUUUUGGCAGACGCGAGUAUGAUUGAUCCUGAAAUCUUGGAUGCAUUUGACAGCGAAGUGGUCAAUGAUGAAAUGUAUGCUGAAGAUAUUGAUAAUGAUGAAACCUAUACUGAAGAUAUUGGUAAUGAUGAAACUUAUGCUGAAGAUAUUGGCAACGAUGAAACUUAUGCUGAAGAUACUGGCAACGAUGAACAUAUCGAUGCAGAUGGAUCUAUUGCAUUCACUACUUUUGUUUCUGACAACACUCUUCAAGACGUUGAUAGUACUGUUCUUGAAAACACUGAAGCUCAUUUUGAAGAUGGUUUUGUUGCUGAAGAAUUCGAGUAUACUGUACAAGGCGAUGAAAGCACUGAUCAAUACUCAUCCAACAUCAAUGAUGACACUAUCGAUGCAGUGGAUUCUACGCUUAUCAUUGAUUUGGACGUUGCUAAAGUGGACGAUCAUCAAGGAGAUGAAGGCACUGAUCAAGUAUUUGACGAUCCACUUGUAGAAGUUGAACUGGACAAUAUGGAUGCGUUGAUGGAUGACAUGGAGUAUACAGAGGAAAUCGAUCCUCAUGUCGAUGAAAACGACGUGGCACUCGAUGUUGAUACAGAUCAUCAGAGUUUACAGAAUACAGAUCAAGCCAAAGACAGUGCAGAUGCUCAUAUCUUGCUGGAAAAAGCGACAGCUGACGCAAUACAUGACACGGCUUUGGAUGCGGUUUGUAUUGAUCCUACCAACAGCAAUCUUGAUAGUGAAGUUGAUGAUUUGAACGCAUACAAAUUCUCUUUAGGUAGCAAACGGGAACUCGAGCAGGAGCACGACGAUGCUGCUGCAAAACGAGCCCGUGUUUAAUGGAUGCAAUUACGUAUGAAGAUGUUGUAGCAAAAUUGUGCAUUGAUGGAUAUAGCAUUUGUUUUUUUGUAUUCUACUAUUCUACCAAAUAUUGGCAGCUGUGCGAGUGAUAUGUUUUGAGCAUUCCCAUUGUUUUCCUAUAAUUCUUAUAUUUGCCGUGAUUUCUUGUGGUAUAAUCACCUUUGAAUUACAAGGUUGAUGUUUGCAUUUUUCUAAUUACUGUGGUAUGUGGAUUUAAAUGAUGGACAAGGUUUGUAAUGUUCUUUUAUAGCAUUUCCUGGUGUUGGGUGAUUCCGUUUGCUUUUAUGAUGAUUAUACUGUCAGUUUAUCUAGAGUUUGAUGAUACUUGAUGCUCGACUGUUUUAAAUCAAAAAUAGUGUUUAAACGUAUACUGAUUACUUGUAAUGAUCAGUAUACGUUUAUAUUCAGCUCAACAUGCAUGACUAAAUAUGCUUUGUAAGGCUUUAUCAUUUCAUGAUCAAGAAAAAUAACAAGAAUCUGCAUAUCUUGAUUUUUGGACUACUUGAUGUAAUACAUGGUACACUUGCAAUACCACCCUUAAUACUAUCCAUCGAUGCACAACUUUUGCUACUAGAUCUUUUACGUAAUGCAUUUGGCAUUAGUCUGACGUUUUCUAAACACAUUUUCUGCUUCAUAUACAUGCUUGAUUACAUUUGGAAACCAAUUUAGUUGUUUGUAAGCAUUUCCUGGCCAUCCAAGAAUAUAUAAAUAUAUUUAAUGGAUUAUGGAAUGGAUUUG
This is a messenger RNA of Batrachochytrium dendrobatidis JAM81, 2709 nucleotides long. RefSeq lists its product as uncharacterized. NCBI's taxonomy places the organism in Eukaryota, Fungi, Chytridiomycota, Chytridiomycetes, Rhizophydiales. The record is from RefSeq and is a predicted model, not a curated record. The transcript has 4 exons. The coding region runs from base 1 to 1950 and encodes 649 amino acids.